This is a messenger RNA of Perkinsus marinus ATCC 50983, 389 nucleotides long. RefSeq names its product dynein heavy chain, putative. NCBI's taxonomy places the organism in Eukaryota, Perkinsozoa, Perkinsida, Perkinsidae. The record is from RefSeq and is a predicted model, not a curated record. The annotation marks the transcript as partial. Gene Ontology annotation, biological process: microtubule-based movement. Gene Ontology annotation, molecular function: minus-end-directed microtubule motor activity; dynein light intermediate chain binding; dynein intermediate chain binding. Gene Ontology annotation, cellular component: dynein complex. The transcript has a single exon.
GUAUUGGGUGAUCCUGUGAAGAUUCAGCAAUGGGUGGUAUGCAGUUUGCCGCAGGACACAUUAUCGGUUGAAAAUGCUAUUAUUAUUGAUACUAGUAGCCGUUGGCCGCUUAUGAUAGACCCGCAGAGGCAGGCAAAUAAAUUUAUAAAAAAUCUCGGAAAGCAAUCAAGUGAGGCGGGAAUUGAAAGUUGCAAGUUGAGCGAUCCGAAUUUUCUGCGGACACUUGAAUUGGGUAUACAAUUUGGGAAGUGGAUUUUGCUGGAGAAUGUUGGGGAGGAGCUCGAUCCAGCAUUGGAGCCAAUUUUGCUGCAGCAGAAGGUGAAGGAUGGCUCCGGUUACGUUAUGAAAUUGGGUGAUAAAACGAUUAAUUACAUGGAAACGUUUAGACU